ACGGAGAUACUGAGGGGUGCGCGUGAAGUCGUGACCCGUGAUGAUAAGUGAAAAUGGAAAUAUGUAACCCGUGUAUGUCUGACCAGUAAACAGAGUAGGAACCUUAGUGAACGACGAGUGAACUUAUAACGUUGCUACAAUGACUCUGGGACUGUUUAUGAAUACCUACUGCUACUCGUGGUAAAAGCUCGGACAGUCAGCCGGUUUCGUUACUGUGAAGUUUCCUCGUGAGUUAGUUGUGUCGUGUAAGGAGCAGGACAUUGUCUAAACUCCUGGAGAAGUUCACACCGCUGGAAGCAGCGUCUGCAGCGAGGUGCUGUGCCACACGCGUUGUCCAUGCCCGCAGCUCCUGGACGCGGUGCUCGCAGGAGCCAGGAACCUUUUCUCCUUCAUACGUCGUCACGUCUCAUUCGAUGCCUGCUCGGAUUCUUUCUACGCACUCAAGCAUCUCUACUGCUUCAGCAGCGCUGACAUUGGGAUCCUGCAGGCUGCUGUGAUGAGGUCAUUGAGAACGGCUCCUCCUCUUCCUCUGGUCUUUCUGCUCAUGACUGCUGGAGCUUUUGGAGCAGAGGGGAGUGUGAAGUACAACCAACAGGAAAUCUGUGCUUUAAAAGGAUCCACAGUGUUUAUGAACGGAACUUUUACUCACCCAGAAGGUCUCACAGUGACAAAGACUUUCUGGGUCAUAGACCCAAUUCCAGGGGUGGAGCCGACAGAUCUGAGUAAAGACCCAGAUUAUUCAAGCAGAGUCGGGUUUUUAACUGAUGAGCAGAAACGCUUCUCCCUCAAACUGAGUGAUGUGAUGAAGAAGGAUGAACAUUGGUUCUGCUUCAGAAUCAUAACAAAUGAAGAAAAAGCAAGAUGGACAGGUGUUCCUGGAGUUCAGCUCAGAGUUACAGAGCUCCAUGUAGAAGCUCCUGAAGAAGUGACCGAGGGACAAACAGCAGAUCUGACAUGUAAGACCACCUGCAGUCUGACUGACCCAAAAUUCAUCUGGUACAAAAAUGGACGUCCUUUAACCACAAAGACUAUCAAGAACAACCAGCUACACCUGCAGACGGUCAGCAGUGAGGAUACAGGCAGUUAUAGCUGUGCUGUAGGAGGAUCUCAACACCUCAGCUCUACUGCUCACAGCCUCAGAGUCAGAUAUCCUCCAAAGAGGGUCUCAGUGUCCAUCUGUUCCUCUGGUGAAAUAGUGGAGGGCAGUUCAGUGACUCUGACCUGCAGCAGUGAUGGAAACCCACCUGUGAAUAUCUACACCUGGUUUAAAGAAGGUGGAACCUCAUCUGUAGGAUCUGGACACAGUUACAGCAUCAUCAGCAUCACUGCUGACCACACUGGACUGUACUACUGUGUAGCUCAGAAUGACCAUGGAGCUCUGAAUAGAACUGUGAUGGUCACUGUUAAGACAUGUGGUUCAGUGGUUCUGUAUGUGGUUGUUGGAGUCAGUCUCUGUGGAAAUGCAGCUCUGCUCACUGUGGUUUUCUGGAGGAGGGGUAAAAGACAGAAGAGAAACCUGGAAGAGCGAGAUGAUGAGGUGAGCUUCAACAGAUGUCUAGCCAUUCAUAAACACACUAACGCUGACCCUAAAGCUCAGGACGACACAUACUCAGCUCUUCAGCCCUCAGCCAGGUCCUCUGAUGAUGUGUACCACACACUUGCAACUGUUCAGUCCAGCUCUCCUGAUGACCCGUACACAGCUCUGGACCCUCAGUCCAGGUCUCCUGAGUACGACACUCUAGCAGUGAGUUCCAUACAUUAAACUGUGAUCCUCAGUAACAGAGAAGGUGAUAAACCCCAAAUACCGUGGAUUUGAAUGUCUGAGUCUGUAUUAGUUCUUCAUCUACAAAACAUGAUGAUCUCAAAAAAUCCUGUCCUCUGACUGACAGACGUGCUUAGCUGCCUAGAUACAUAAAGCAGGAUCCUCAUAUAGCGAUUGACCUCAGUCACCUGUCCUACACCCCCAGAACUUCUGCUUUCAUAGGAUAUUCAGUCAGGGCAGCACUGGUCAUGCAUGUACAGCCUGACCAGAAGAUGCUGCAUGUCUUCAUAACCUGCUGAAGACUGAUAACAACAGUGGUCAAACCUCCCCUUAUUUGGUAUCUCGUCAACACCUAGUUUAGGGUAUAAAGCCCUCUGUAAGGGUGACCGCCUCAGAGCACACUCUCAUCUCUUCACUCUCUGAUCUGUCACUUUCAUUUCCUAAAUAAAUACUAUCGCUUAUUCAACACUUGUCAUUUGUUCUGCUGUCAGGAUUUCCAUGACAGACACAAAACUACAGAUGUAAUUUUGCAUCUCUAUUGUACUCAUUAUUCUGUGUAGAUUUUUUUUUUUUUUUGUUUUUUCAAUUACAAUAAUUUUUUUCCUUAUGAUACUAUGAUGUCAAAUUUAUAUUAAUGCCUCAUAUUGUAACCACUUUAUUUUACUUUUUAUAAAUAUCUGCUAGAAUGUGAAAAGCUUUUCCUACUUUGUAAAUAUAAUCAUCUCUGGGUGAUUUAGUGCAGAGUGUUUUCUCUAUGUAGAGUAUGAAAUGCUAAGAGCUGAAAUCAUUCUGAUAUAAAUGUUGUGUAUCAGCUCUUAUUCUCAGUAUGUUGAGCUCAGUGUGAGGCUGUUAGUGAUCUGCAUUGUGUUGUCACCACAUUCACAUGCUGGGUGGAGCUCAGCUCUGAAUCUGUUUGUUCACGAUUGUGCAUUUUUGUUUAAUAAAACAUACUAAAAUAUGCAGCCUUGUAAAAA
Molecule: messenger RNA, 2736 nt
Organism: Pygocentrus nattereri (red-bellied piranha)
Lineage: Eukaryota; Metazoa; Chordata; Actinopteri; Characiformes; Serrasalmidae
Product: B-cell receptor CD22-like
Exons: 9
Coding region: 497-1762 (421 amino acids)
Source: RefSeq, a predicted model, not a curated record